AUGACUUCAAAAACACAAGUUGAAGGCAGACAACAAAAGAGGAGAAAAAAACUAGCUACAUGGAGAUUGGAGACAAAAGAUUCCAAGCAUUACCAGUCCGUGGACCAUCGAAGCUCCAGGCUCAAAACAAUGAACUCAGAGAAACCUUACUCAAAUUACAAAAAAGUUGCCCGAUUAGUCAGUGUUGAAUGUUGGCAGUGCAUUGUUGAUUUGGAAACAAUGACAAAAGCUAAGGAGCAUGAACCCACAUCAUGA
Messenger RNA from Dovyalis caffra, 255 nucleotides. Lineage: Eukaryota; Viridiplantae; Streptophyta; Magnoliopsida; Malpighiales; Salicaceae. The record is from the annotation of a GenBank genome assembly.